This is a messenger RNA of Cynoglossus semilaevis (tongue sole), 9592 nucleotides long. RefSeq names its product neurofibromin 1a (gene nf1a). NCBI's taxonomy places the organism in Eukaryota, Metazoa, Chordata, Actinopteri, Pleuronectiformes, Cynoglossidae. The record is from RefSeq and is a predicted model, not a curated record. Gene Ontology annotation, biological process: regulation of GTPase activity.
CGUACUCAUUUUCUUCGUUGUGCUUUUAUUUUUGUGAUCUAUAAUUUAUAAUAACUCAAGGUAAAUGUUGCAAUACAUAAUACAUACCUAUACCAUCCUAACUUAUAACUUGGCGAAUGUUAUACAGCUUAACACAGGAAAAACAAUUUCAAUUAAAGUGAUGGUUCCUGAAAUCUUUAUUACACAGUUUAUCUUAUCUCACCCUCCUGUACGUGUUUUGUAUGUUGGUCCAUUCUGACAAUUGUGUUCUCUGUUCAUCGUGUUGUGUUGUCGCAUUUCUAAGUAGGAACAUACACUUUUAAUCUUUCACUUUUGUUAAAAAAAAAAUAUGUAUGGAGAUAUUAGGAGGAAGCUGCGCAGGGCUUGAAUACUGUCAGCUUGACGGCAGUGUCCAACACCGCCCACCAGUUUCUCUGAAGAAGACUUCCGGUGGUGUGUCAUGGCGGUGGCAUGGUGAAUCCAAGAGAAAAGGAAAAAUACUCGCCGCUCUGCUCCUCUCCUGACUAGUCGGAGCGCAUUUUCAUGCGGAAAUAAACGUGUCGGCGGCGGCCUCGCACCUCGGAUUAGUCAGCGCUGCGCUGCCGUUUCCCUCCGCCCGGCCAUGGCGGCUCAUAAACCCGUGGAGUGGGUCCAGGCCGUGAUUACUAGAUUUGAUGAGCAGCUUCCCAUCAAAGUUGGUCACCAGAACACUCACACCAAAAUCAGCACAGAGCACAACAAGGAAUGUCUGAUCAACAUCUCCAAGUACAAGUUCUCCCUGGUCAUCAGUGGUCUCACUACAAUCCUCAAAAAUGUCAACAACAUGCGGAUAUUUGGAGAAGCUUCCGAGAAGAACCUCUACCUCUCUCAGCUCAUCAUCUUAGACACACUGGAGAAAUGCCUGGCUGGGCAAUCUAAGGACUGCCUGCGUCUGGAUGAGACCAUGCUGGUCAAACAGCUGCUGCCGGAGAUCUGCCAUUUUAUUCACACGUACCGCGAAGGCCACCACCACGCUGCUGAACUCAGGGCCUCGGCCUCAGCCGUCCUGUUCUCUCUGAGCUGCAACAACUUCAACGCCGUCUUCAGCCGUAUCUCCACCAGGCUCCAGGAGCUGACGGUGUGUUCUGAGGACAACGUGGACGUCCACGACAUCGAGCUGAUGCAGUACAUCAACGUUGACUGCUCCAAGCUAAGGAGGCUGCUGCAAGAAACUGUGUUGAAGUUCAGAGCUCUGAAGAAGCCUGCUCAGCUCGCAGUCAUCAAUAGUUUAGAAAAGGCAUUUUGGAACUGGGUGGAGAAUUAUCCAGAUGAGUUCACUAUGCUGUACCAGCGACCACAGGCUGACAUGGCAGAAGCAGCAGAGAAGUUGUUUGAUCUGGUGGACAGCUUUGCAGAAAGCACCAAAAGAAAAGCAGCUGUGUGGCCACUGCAGAUCAUCCUCCUCAUCCUCUGUCCAGAGAUCACACACACCAUCUCCAAAGACACUGUGGAGGACAGCAAAGCCAACAAGAAACUUUUUCUGGACAGUUUGAGAAAAGCUUUGUCAGGUCAGGGCGGCAGCAAGCAGCUGAUGGAGAGCGCUGCCAUCGCCUGUGUCAAACUGUGUAAAGCGUCCACCUACAUCAACUGGGAGGAUCACUCCACCAUCUUUCUGCUGGUCCAGUCCAUUGUCAUGGAUCUAAAGACUCUGUUGUUCAAUCCGGCCAAGCCUUUCUGGAGGGCAACAGGCAGCCAGAAUGCUGAUGUGGAGCUGAUGAUGGACUGCUUUGUCUCCUGUUUUCGCAUCAAUCCUCAUAACAACCAGCACUUUAAGGUCUGUUUGGCCUCCUCGUCCCCUUCCACCUUUCACUUUGUCCUUGUCAACUCAUUGCACAGAAUAAUCACUAACUCUCACCUUGACUGGUGGCCCAAGAUCGACGCAGUGUACUGCUACUCCGGAGAGCUGCGCUUUAUGUUCUCAGACACACUCAACCGGGUGGUGCAAGGCGUGGGAACUCAUGCUCCACUACGUAUGACACCGAGUUUGACGUUCAAAGGGAAGAUGACCACCAGCCUUAAGUUCAAAGAGAAAGCCACAGACCUGGACACUCGAAACUACAAGUGCCUCCUCCUCGCGUUGGUCAAACUCAUCCAUGCAGACCCUAAACUCCUGUUGCAUAAUCCAGUCAAACAGGCUCCAGAGAUGCAAAGCAGCACAGCAGAGCUCAUCACUGGCCUGGUGCAGCUAGUGCCUCUAACCAACACCACCCAACUCUCACAAGAAGCCAUGGAGGCUCUGUUGGUUCUUCACCAGCCAGAGACCAUAGAGCUGUGGAACCCUGAAACCCCAAUAGAGACUUUUUGGGACAUCAGUUCACAGGUGCUUUUCCUCGUCUGCCGUAAGCUGAUUAGCCAGCAGCUGGCUAAUGGGACAGAAGUUCUAAAAUGGCUGAGGGAGAUCCUCAUCUGUAGGAACAAGUUUUUGUUAAAGAACAAGGUACGGAGCUGUUCCAAAAUACCAUUAACAACCCAGACACAACUGUGUGUCCACCUCAGCCUUCCUGCCUGUGGAUUUAAUGCAUGUGUGUGUGUUUUUACCUCAUCGUUCCAGGAGUGUGCCACGAUGGGUGGUGGGAUCCCCAUCUGCAGGCAGGCGCAGACCAAGCUGGAGGUUUGUCUUUACAUGUUCCUGUGGAGUCCAGACACCGAGGCGGUGCUCGUGGCCAUGUCGUGUUUUCGACACCUUUGUGAGGAGGCGGACAUCCGAAGCGCUGCUGACGAAGUGCCUGUCCAGAACAUUCUGCCAAACUACGCCACCUUCAGUGAAUUCGCCUCCGUUAGCAACAUGAUGGGAACAGGGAGAUCCACCUUACAGAAGAGGGUGAUGGCCUUAUUGAGGAGGAUAGAGCACCCCACGCCUGGAAACAUUGAUGCUUGGGAGGACGCAUGUACUAAAUGGGAUCUGGCCACAAAACAGAUUCUCAACUGUCCCAAAAACAAGGCUGAUGACGGGCAGCAGGAAUGGAUCAACAUUACGGGCUUUCUCUGUGCACUGGGCGGCGUCUGCCUCCAGCAGCGUAGCACCCCAGGCCCGGCAACUUACAGCCCACCAAUGGGCCCCAUGAGCGAGCGCAAGCACUCCAUGAUCUCCAUGGGCCCCUGCGACAUGUCCAAUCCCAUGGCUUCAGCUUCAUCCUGCUCCUCAUCUGCGUCCAGCGAGACGCCCGUCAGCCGCUUCUUGGACCGCCUGCUGGGUCUGCUCGUGUGCGGCCACGACAGGGUCGGGCUCCAUGUGCGCACCAAUGUCAAAGACCUGUUGGGUCUGGAGCUCAGCCCCGCUCUGUACCCCAUGCUUUUCAACAAGUUGAGGAACAGCAUCGGAAAGUUCUUUGACACACAGGGUCCGGUUCCUAUCAACGACACAAACACUCAGUUUGUGGAGCAGACCAUAGCCAUCAUGAAGAAUCUGCUGGACAACCACACAGAAGGCAGCUCCGAGCACCUGGGACAGGCCAGCAUCGAGACGAUGAUGCUCAACCUGGUCAGGUAUGUACGCAUCCUGGGCAACAUGGUCCAUGCCAUCCAGAUUAAAACCAAACUGUGCCAAUUGGUGGAGGUCAUGAUGGAGAGAAGAGAUGACCUUUCCUUCUGCCAAGAGAUGAAGUUUAGGAACAAGAUGGUGGAGUAUCAGACAGACUGGGUGAUGGGGACAUCAAAUCAAGCAGCUGACGAUGACAUCAAAUGUCUCACCAGAGACCUGGAUCAGGCCAGUAUGGAGGCAGUGGUGUCUCUCUUAGCUGGUCUUCCUCUGCAGCCAGAGGAGGGCGAUGGGGUUGAACUGAUGGAGGCCAAAUCUCAGCUUUUCCUCAAGUACUUCACCUUGUUCAUGAACUUGCUCAAUGACUGCAGUGAAGUGGAAGAUGAGGGCCAGGCAGUGGGGGGCAGAAAGAGAGGAAUGUCCCGGCGUCUUGCCUCCCUGCGUCACUGCACCGUGCUGGCCAUGUCCAACCUGCUCAACGCUAACGUGGACAGCGGCCUCAUGCACUCGAUCGGCUUGGGCUACCACAAAGACCUGCAGACCAGAGCCACCUUCAUGGAGGUGUUGACCAAGAUCCUGCAGCAGGGAACGGAGUUUGACACCCUGGCAGAGACGGUGUUGGCUGACCGCUUUGAGAGACUGGUGGAAUUGGUCACCAUGAUGGGAGACCAAGGAGAGCUACCCAUCGCCAUGGCUUUGGCCAACGUGGUUCCUGGGUCUCAGUGGGAUGAGUUGGCUCGGGUGUUGGUGACGCUCUUUGAUUCUCGUCACCUCCUCUACCAGCUGCUGUGGAACAUGUUCUCCAAGGAAGUGGAGCUGGCCGACUCCAUGCAAACACUCUUCAGAGGAAACAGCCUGGCCAGUAAAAUAAUGACCUUCUGUUUUAAGGUGUACGGUGCGGCAUAUCUGCAAAAGCUUCUGGAGCCUUUAUUGAGAGGCGUCAUCACCACUCCUGAACACAUCAGCUUUGAGGUGGACCCCACCCGGCUGGAACAGGGUGAGAACCUGGAGGAGAACCAGCGGAACCUCCUGCAGAUCACCGAGCGCUUCUUCCAGGCCAUCAUUGGUUCGUCCAGCGAAUUUCCACCCCAGCUGCGCAGCGUCUGCCACUGUCUCUACCAGGCUACUUGCCACUCUCUUCUGAAUAAAGCAACAGUAAAAGAAAAAAAGGAAAACAAAAAAGCAGUGGUGAGUCAGCGGUUCCCACAGAACAGCAUCGGUGCAGUUGGCAGCGCCAUGUUUCUGCGUUUUGUCAACCCAGCGAUUGUGUCACCGUACGAGGCUGGAAUCUUGGACAAGAAGCCCCUGCCCAGAAUAGAGCGAGGCCUCAAGCUCAUGUCCAAGAUUUUGCAGAGCAUCGCUAACCAUGUGUUGUUUACGAAAGAAGAACACAUGAGGCCUUUCAAUGACUUCGUGAAGAGCAACUUUGAUUCGGCCAGAAGGUUUUUCUUAGACAUCGCUUCCGACUCCCCGCCGAGUGACACCGUCAACCACAGUCUCUCCUUCAUCAGCGAUGGCAACGUUCUCGCCCUUCACCGCCUUCUGUGGAACAACCAGGAGAGGAUCGGCCAAUACCUGUCCAGCAACAGGGACCACAAGGCUGUUGGCAGGCGACCCUUUGACAAGAUGGCAACCCUGCUGGCCUAUCUGGGACCGCCUGAGCACAAACCUGUGGCUGACACUCACUGGUCCAGUCUGAAUCUGACCAGCUCAAAAUUUGAAGAGUUCAUGACCCGACACCAAGUCCAUGAAAAGGAGGAGUUCAAAGCCUUGAAGACCCUGAACAUCUUCUACCAGGCAGGAACCUCCAAGACUGGAAACCCCGUUUUCUACUAUGUGGCCCGCAGGUUCAAAACGGGACAGAUCAACGGUGACCUGCUCAUCUACCACGUCCUCCUCACCCUCAAACCAUACUACGCCAAGCCGUACGAGAUAGUCGUCGACCUGACCCACGUGGGACCGAGCAAUCGCUUCAAGACCGACUUCCUGUCCAAGUGGUUUGUGGUCUUUCCUGGUUUCGCCUACGAGAACGUAGCAGCCGUUUACGUCUACAACUGCAACACGUGGGUACGAGAGUACACCAAGUAUCACGAGCGGCUCCUGACCGGCUUGAAGGGCAGCAAACGUCUGCAGUUCAUUGAUUCUCCAACCAAACUGGCUGAACACAUCGAACCCGACCAGCAGAAGCUGCCUGCUGCCACACUGACUUUGGAGGAAGAUCUUAAGGUUUUCCAUAAUGCUCUGAAGCUGGCCCACAAAGAUACCAAGGUCUCAAUAAAGGUCGGAUCAACGGCUGUUCAGGUGACCUCAGCCGAACGCACACGUGUCCUCGGUCAGCCGGUCUUCCUCAAUGACGUCUACUACGCCUCGGAGAUCGAGGAGAUUUGCCUGGUGGACGAGAGCCAGUUUACUUUAACCAUGGCCAAUCAGGGCACGCCUCUGACAUUCAUGCACCAGGAGUGCGACACCAUCGUCCAGUCCAUCAUCCACAUCCGUACACGCUGGGAGCUGUCCCAGCCAGAUUCUAUACCGCAGCACACCAAAAUCCGUCCUAAAGACGUUCCUGGCACUCUGCUGAACAUCGCCUUGCUCAAUCUCGGCAGCUCUGACCCCAGUCUCAGGUCUGCAGCCUACAAUCUGUUGUGUGCUUUGACCUGCACCUUCAACCUCAAGAUAGAGGGCCAGUUACUGGAAACGUCGGGCCUCUGUAUUCCAGCAAACAACACCCUGUUCAUAGUCUCCAUCAGUAAGACGCUUGCUGCCAAUGAGCCUCAUCUGACGCUGGAGUUUCUGGAGGAGUGCAUUUCGGGCUUCAGCAAGUCCAGUAUUGAACUGAAACACCUGUGCCUGGAGUACAUGACUCCCUGGUUGCUGAACCUGGUUCGCUUCUGUAAGCACAACGACGAUGCCAAGCGUCAGCGCGUCACGGCCAUUUUGGACAAACUCAUCACCAUGACCAUCAAUGAGAAGCAGAUGUAUCCAUCCAUCCAGGCCAAAAUCUGGGGAAGCCUGGGCCAGAUCACAGACCUGUUGGAUGUGGUGUUGGACAGCUUCAUUAAGACCAGCGCCACAGGAGGCCUGGGCUCCAUCAAAGCAGAGGUGAUGGCUGAUACGGCAGUAGCUCUGGCUUCAGGGAAUGUUAAACUGGUCUCCAGUAAGGUGAUUGGUCGAAUGUGCAAGAUCAUAGACAAAACUUGCCUGUCGCCGACGCCCACACUGGAGCAGCACCUCAUGUGGGACGACAUCGCCAUCUUGGCGCGCUACAUGCUCAUGCUUUCCUUCAACAACUCCCUGGACGUGGCCGCCCACCUGCCUUACCUCUUCCACGUGGUGACCCUGCUGGUCGCCACCGGGCCACUGUCGCUUCGGGCUUCCACCCACGGCUUGGUGAUCAACAUAAUCCACUCCCUGUGCACCUGCUCUCAGCUGAACUUCAGUGAGGAAACGAAGCAGGUCCUGAGGCUGAGCCUCACCGAAUUCUCCCUGCCAAAGUUUUACCUGCUCUUCGGCAUCAGUAAAGUCAAGUCAGCCGCGGUCAUCGCUUUCCGCUCCAGCUACAGAGACCGUUCCUUUUCGCCGGGCUCCUACGAGAGGGAGACAUUCGCUCUGUCCUCCCUGGAAACUGUCACAGAGGCAUUACUGGAGAUCAUGGAGGCCUGCAUGAGAGACAUCCCAUCAUGCAAGUGGCUGGACCAGUGGACAGAGCUUGCACAGAAGUUUGCUUUCCAGUACAACCCUUCACUUCAGCCCAGAGCCCUGGUGGUGUUUGGAUGCAUCAGUAAGAGAGUGAGCCAUGGUCAGAUCAAGCAGAUCAUCAGGAUCCUCAGCAAGGCCAGCCCUCUGCUGAGCAUAGACAGAGGCCUGGAGAGCUGCCUGAAAGGACCGGACAAUUACAACAGUCAAGUGUUGAUAGAAGCCACAGUCAUCGCUUUAACCAAGCUUCAGCCUCUGCUCAGCAAGGAAUCCCCGAUGCAUAAAGCUCUGUUCUGGGUGGCGGUGGCUGUGCUGCAGCUGGAUGAGGUCAACCUGUACUCUGCUGGCACCGCCCUCCUGGAGCAGAACCUCCACACUCUGGACACGAUGCGCAUCUUCAACGACAAGAGUCCAGAGGAAGUCUUCAUGGAGAUCCGGCGCCCUCUAGAGUGGCACUGUAAGCAGAUGGAUCACUUCGUGGGCCUGAAUUUUAUUGCUAAUUUUAAUUUCGCCUUGGUUGGCCACCUGCUCAAAGGUGAGGCGCGCUCGGUUUACUGUGUUUGUUCAAGAGGCAAAUUUCAUGAAGCGCUGCUCACCGUGUCUGAGGAGGUGCGGAGUCGUUGCAGUCUGAAACACAGGAAGUCACUUCUCAUCUCUGACCUGUCCAUGGACCCGGUUCCCAUGGAAACCUACUCCAGUCACAUUACUGACCCCAGCUGCAGAACCCUGAGAGAGACUCAGCCCUGGACUUCACCGCAGGUUUCGGACCGCUACCUGUCAGCCCACCCCUACCCCACAGUGGGCCAGAUCAGUCCACGGACACGGAAGUCCAUGAGUCUUGACAUGGGUCAGCCCUCACAGGCCAACACCAAGAAGCUUCUGGGCACCAGGAAGAGUUUUGAUCAUCUCAUAUCGGACUCCAAAGCACCAAAGAGACCAGAGAUGGAGUCGGGGAUGACCACUCCUCCUAAGAUGAGGCGCGUCGCAGAAAACGACUACGAGAUCGAGACGCCCAGAAUGGGGAACUCACACCUGCGUAAGGUCUCAGUGUCGGAGUCCAACGUCCUGCUGGACGAGGAGGUUUUGACUGAUCCAAAGAUCCAGGCUCUGCUGCUCACUGUGCUGGCCACACAGGUCAAAUACACUACUGACGACUUUGACCAGAGGAUUCUGUACGAGUACUUGGCCGAAGCUAGCGUCGUCUUUCCAAAGGUUUUCCCUGUCGUCCACAACCUGCUGGACUCAAAGAUCAACACAGUGCUGUCAAUGUGCCAAGACACCAACCUCCUUAACCCGGUCCACGGCAUCGUCCAGAGUGUUGUCUACCACGAAGAGUCCCCGCCUCAGUACCAGCCGUCCUACUUACAGACCUUUGGGUUUAAUGGACUCUGGAGGUUUGCUGGACCGUUCUCUAAGCAAACACAGAUACCGGACUACGCCGAGCUGAUCGUUAAGUUCCUGGAGGCGCUGAUCGACAGCUACCUCCCAGCCGCUGAGGAGGAGCGAGGGGAGGAGCAGAUGAGGACGCCCACCUCCCCUUACCCACCCACCAGUCAGAGCCAACUGAGCAUAACUGCCAACCUCAACCUGUCCAACUCCAUGACAUCGCUGGCCACGUCACAGCACACGCCAGGUGUGGACAAGGAGAACGUUCAGCUGUCCCCAAGCUCUGCACUGUCCAGCGGGGGGCGCACUCGCCACGGUUCAGCCAGUCAGGUCCAGAAGCAGCGCAGUUCCGGCAGCUUCAAGAGACCCAGCAUUAAGAAAAUUGUGUGAUCACUCGGCAGGCGAUGUCCCACAAUGCACCACUGAUCUGCUCCACCUCCAGGGUACCAGGCCUCAUGCUGCACUCAACUUUGUUAAGGUUUCCUCCACUUCAAGCUGUGUUGCUUUAGCUGGAGAAGAUGUUCUUCUGUGUUCGGGAAAUCGGGGAGAAAUGAUCCAACUUGGAAUAGCGUGCUUCUUGGGAAUGGUUCGUGUUAGCCAUUGGAUGGAUGGAGAAGUUUCUGGAAGGUUAGGUUUGUUUUUGUUUUUAUUCUUCUUCUUAAUAUUGAAGCUACUCAUCAUACGUCAAAACGAGACUUUUGGGAAUUCUUCUGGAAAUAAAAGUUGAGUUUUUGGACUGCUCACACAUCCUCUGGACUUCCUCAUGACUUAAAACACUCCUGGUCAGUGAGAUGGACCAAAUGACAGUAGCAGCAGCAGCAGCGAUGGCGGCGGCGACAGUGGUGGAUCAGUGGGUCGGGGGCCCUCACCCUGCUCUCCCACUCUUGUACAUAUUUUACAUAUACAGAUAAUGUAUAACCAGUCCUUAGUGCUAAUUUGGAUGUUAAUGUUUUCUCCAUGGUGUGCCUUUGUCAGGGUUUUUUCAGUGUGUACAAUUUGUAAAGUUAAAAGUGGAAC